AUGCAUAGGUGGGGCAAGCCGGCUCACCUGACCUUCCUUUUCUUCGCUUUGCUGGCCAACAUCAUCGUGACGUCCAUGCUGCUGCUGGGAGGGGCAGCCACUGUGAACGCACUUACCGGCGUGAACACGGACUUGGCUUCCUUCUUGAUCCCAUGGGGAGUGAUCCUCUACACGGCGGCCGGUGGCUUGAAAGCCACAUUCAUGGCUUCCUACCUGCACACCGCCAUCAUUUUCCUGGUUCUGGUGGUCUGCGUGUACACCGUCUACGUGAAGGAGUUCUCCUCGGACCUCAUUUACACAGGACUGCAGACGGUGUCCGGCUACACCACGGCGCAGUGUGAGGCGCUCUACAGCGCGAAUGGCACCACCUUCUUUGAGGCGGGCAAGUAUUCGUGCGGGCCUGUGCCCGAGAAUGAGGGCGGGUCCUACCUCACCAUGCUGUCCGGCGGCGGCCUGAAGUUCGGCAUUAUCAACAUCGUGGGCAACUUUGGCACAGUCUUUGUGGACCAGUCCUACUGGCAGUCUGCCAUUGCCGCCAAGCCCACUAGCGCGCACAAGGGCUACCUGCUGGGCGGCCUCGUUUGGUUCACCAUCCCGUUUGCCCUGGCGACGUCUUUGGGACUCUCCGCAGUCGCGUUGCAGCUGCCCAUCAGCUCUGCGGAGGCGGGCUCGGGCCUGGUGCCGCCGGCCGUGGCCACGCACCUCUUCGGCAGCUUCGGGUCCGUGAUGAUGGCGGUGAUGCUGUUCAUGGCCAUCACCUCCACGGGCUCGGCGGAGGGCAUCGCGGUGUCGUCCCUGGUGACCUACGACAUCUACAAGACCUACAUCAACCCCCAGUGCACGGGCAAGCAGGCCCUGACCAUCUCCAAGGUGGUGGUGGUGAUCUUCGGUUUGGCGAUGGGUGCUCUGGGUGUGGCUCUGAACUACAUGGGCCUGAACCUGGGCUGGGUUUACCAGUUCAUGGGCAACGCCAUCGGCUCGGCGGUGGUCCCCCUGUGGAACUUGCUGAUGUGGAAGGAUGCCAACGCCAUUGGGGCCGUGGUGGCGGCCUGGGGCGGCAUGGUCUUGGCGCUUGCCACCUGGCUGAUUGUGUGUGCGGCAGAGUUCGGAGAGAUCACCGUGGACAACCUGGGCACUCUGAACCCGAACCUGGCGGGCAACAUCGUGGCGCUGGCCUCGUCCGCGCUGAUCCACGCUGGCUUCUCGCUGAUGUGGCCGCAGAACUACGACUUCGAGUCCAUGGGCAAGAUCGAAAUGCUGGAGGCGGACAUGAGCGGCCUGGACGAGAAGGACUACACGGACCAGUUCCUGGAUGAGGCGAAGCGCUGGAUCACCAAGUGGGGCUGGGGCUUCACCGUCUUGAUGGUGGUGAUUUGGCCGCUCUUGUCUCUGCCGGCGGGUGUCUUCUCCAAGGAUUACUUUGCCUUCUGGGUCUUCAUCAGCAUCGCCUGGAGUUUCGUGGCCACGUUCGUGAUCAUCGUGCUGCCAAUUCAGGAGUCCAUGGAAGCUAUCACCGGGGUGUGCUACUUCAUCGUGGGCAAGAAGGCCCCGGCAAAGGCGCCAGCUGCGCCGGCGGAGCCGGAAGCCAAGGCGGACGAACAGGCCAUCUAG
This is a messenger RNA of Effrenium voratum, 1611 nucleotides long. The record is from the annotation of a GenBank genome assembly. NCBI's taxonomy places the organism in Eukaryota, Dinophyceae, Suessiales, Symbiodiniaceae.